Saccharomycodes ludwigii is the source of this 414-nucleotide messenger RNA. RefSeq lists its product as uncharacterized. The record is from RefSeq and is a predicted model, not a curated record. The coding region runs from base 1 to 414 and encodes 137 amino acids. Lineage: Eukaryota; Fungi; Ascomycota; Saccharomycetes; Saccharomycodales; Saccharomycodaceae. The transcript has a single exon.
AUGAAAAAUAUCAAGAGAAAAUCUCAAGAAAAUAAUAUCAGGAUACUUCCAAGCACAAAUCUAAUAGCACCUCCAUCUACUUCUACCAACAAACUGGCUUUACCUGAUUUAAGGUUCAAUUAUACAUUUUAUCGUGCUUUAAAUAAAGAAUUUAACAGAUAUAAAAUAGUACAACAAAAUAAUAUUAAUAAUGCUAACACAACUAACAUCUCCGAUAUUAAAUUUAAUACAAAAGUUUUAAUAGUAGGCAAAGUUAUUUUAAAAAAUAUUGUUAUAAUGCCACUACUACAGAAUAUCGUAUUUACAGGCGCAUUGAUUAUUUUAAAACCUUGGUUACAACUAGUUAUUUAUAAAGGUUUUGUAGUUGGUCAUCUUGUUAAGGAAUGGUGUGCCAAAAUGUUAAUACAUCCAUAA